Messenger RNA from Cordyceps fumosorosea ARSEF 2679, 954 nucleotides. RefSeq names its product Rhodanese-like protein. Gene Ontology annotation, molecular function: thiosulfate-cyanide sulfurtransferase activity. NCBI's taxonomy places the organism in Eukaryota, Fungi, Ascomycota, Sordariomycetes, Hypocreales, Cordycipitaceae. The transcript has 2 exons. Gene Ontology annotation, biological process: transsulfuration. Bases 1 to 954 code for a protein of 317 amino acids. The record is from RefSeq and is a predicted model, not a curated record. Gene Ontology annotation, cellular component: mitochondrion.
AUGGCCGCCGCCGCCGCCGCCGCCGGCCGCCGCGGCUUCUCCUCGUACCUCGUCACGCCCAAGGAGCUCAACGCGGCGCUCCUCCGGAACCCGCCGUCGCCCAUCAGCACCGACGCGCGCGUCAUCCCGCUGUGCGCCGCGUGGUUCCUACCCAACGACGAGCGCACCGGCAUCCAGGCCUUCCGCGAGCAGCGCAUACCCAAGGCGCGCUUCUUCGACAUCGACAAGGUCAUCGACCGGCGCAGCCCCUACCCGCACAUGCUGCCCGACGCCAAGGGCUUCGCCGGCGCCAUGAGCGAGCUCGGCGUUCGCAAGGAGGACGUGGUCGUCGUCUACGACACCAAGGAGCUCGGCAUCUUCUCCGCGCCCCGCGUCGGCUGGACCCUGCGCCUCUUCGGCCACGAGAACGUCCACAUCCUCAACAACUUCAAGCUCUGGGUCGACGAGGGCUACCCGACCGAGUCGGGUGAGCUCUACAGCGUCGAGUGCUGCCCGUACCCGAUCCCCGAGCUCGACGAGGCCAGGGUCGCCACGUUCGAGCAGGCCAAGGAGGUCGCCCUCGACUACAACAAGGAGGGCGCCGAGGGCGUUCAGGUCCUGGACGCGCGGCCGCAUGGCCGCUUCACCGGUCAGGCCCCUGAGCCGCGCGAGGGGCUGUCCUCGGGCCACAUGCCGGGGUCCAUCAGCCUGCCGUUCAGUGAACUGCUCGAUCCGGCGACCAAGGCGUUCCCCUCGCCGGAGAAGCUCAGGAGCAUCCUGUCAAAGAAGGGCGUCGACCCCAACAAGCCUAUCAUUUCCAGCUGUGGAACUGGCGUUACGGCCUGUGUUGUUGACGCGGCGCUCGAGGUUGCCGGCUACGGCACCCCAGAGUCGCGAAAGGUGUAUGAUGGCAGCUGGACAGAAUGGGCACAACGUGUGCAGCCCAGUGAGAACCUCAUCCUCAAGUCUGAGUAG